Messenger RNA from Cryptomeria japonica (Japanese cedar), 2019 nucleotides. RefSeq names its product amino acid permease 3. The transcript is spliced from 7 exons. The record is from RefSeq and is a predicted model, not a curated record. Bases 221 to 1708 code for a protein of 495 amino acids. Gene Ontology annotation, cellular component: plasma membrane. NCBI's taxonomy places the organism in Eukaryota, Viridiplantae, Streptophyta, Pinopsida, Cupressales, Cupressaceae.
UAAGUGCACAUGAAGAUUUUAAGGUAUUUACUAGAAUUAUAUAUUUUUUCUACUAUACACUCGGCUUCUGUCCAUAAAUAUCUGUGUCUCAAGGCGUGUAAAAUAUGAGCUCAUUCAUUUGUUCUAGACCUUGAGCUCAGCCUUGCUUUGCUUUGCUCCAGAGGUUUUGUUUGGUGCAGGGCUGUUCAGUAAAGAAAAACUUAGUGCCUUGGUAGAGAAGAUGGCUCAAAAUGGUGCCCCUCACUUCUAUCUGCAAGUCGAGUUGCAGGGGAAUAUGGCUGAAGUUUCCAUUGAGGCUGACCACCUUGAGAAUGGAAAACCCUCUAAUCUCAAGAACUUUGAUGAUGAUGGCCGUGUUAAACGCCAAGGCACUCUAUGGACUGCAAGUGCCCAUAUUAUAACAGCUGUCAUAGGGUCUGGAGUGCUGUCCUUGGCAUGGGCUAUUGCUCAGUUGGGCUGGAUUGCUGGGCCUGCAGUCAUGCUUGCUUUUUCCUUUGUAACGUAUUACACUUCUUGCUUGCUGGCCGACUGUUACAGAUCUCCCAAUCCAGUCACUGGGAAGAGAAAUUAUACCUAUAUGGAUGCUGUAAAAGUAAAUCUAGAUGGUUUGCAGGUCAAGAUUUGUGGUUUGGCCCAAUAUGGCAAUCUUGUUGGAACUGCAAUUGGGUAUACAAUUGCUGCAUCCAUAAGCAUGACGGCGAUUGCAAGGUCGGAUUGUUUUCAGAGCCAGGGACAUGAGGCUCCCUGCCACAUUUCUAACAACCCCUACAUGAUAAUGUUUGGGGUGGUACAAGUUCUGCUUUCUCAAAUUCCAGACUUUGACCGACUAUGGUGGCUCUCCAUUGUGGCUGCAGUCAUGUCUUUUACCUAUUCCUCCAUUGGACUCUGCCUUGGCAUCGGUAAAGUAGCAGAAUUGGGACAUUUCAGAGGCAGCAUGACGGGCGUCAGCAUCGGUUUAGUCACAGAAGCCGAAAAGAUCUGGAGGACCUUCCAAGCUCUUGGGAACAUUGCAUUCGCCUAUUCCUACUCGAUGAUCCUCAUCGAAAUCCAGGACACAAUAAAAUCACCUCCAGCUGAGAACAAAACAAUGAAAAAGGCAACAAUGUUGGGCGUGUCAACAACAACGGUGUUCUACAUGCUAUGUGGGUGUAUGGGCUACGCAGCUUUCGGAGAUGAGGCCCCAGGGAAUCUCCUCACAGGGUUUGGUUUCUACAAUCCCUUUUGGAUGAUUGAUAUUGCCAACGCUGCCAUUGUUAUCCAUUUGGUUGGCGCAUAUCAGGUGUACUGCCAGCCUCUGUUUGCAUUUGUUGAAAGCUGGGCAGCCAAGAAAUGGCACAAGAGUGAAUUUGUGACCAAGGAAUACAGGGUGCAGCCAAUUCCGUCGUUUGGGGCAUACAAUGUGAAUGUGUUCCGGGUGGUGUGGAGGACAUGUUUUGUGGUGAGCACGACAUUGGUAUCGAUGCUCCUGCCAUUCUUCAACAGCGUGGUGGGACUGAUGGGCGCAGUGGCUUUCUGGCCAUUGACAGUCUACUUCCCGGUGACGAUGUACAUAGCUCAGAACAAAAUCCCCCGCUGGUCUUCCAAGUGGUUUGCUCUGCAGAUCCUGAGCAUGGUGUGUCUGGUUGUUUCCAUAGCAGCUGCCAGUGGAUCCAUAGUCGGUGUGGUUGAAUCUUUAAGUGGGUACAAGCCUUUCAAGACUGCGUAUUAAACACUUUUAAGUUGGAUUUUGAUGUAAACAUGUAGUUUGUGAUGGGCAUGAAGCUGCUGGCUGAUUUCAGCAGCUCUCCCUCUGGUUUGCAUUGAAAUAAAUAAUAAGCACGACUCCCUCCCAUAGUCAUCAUCUCAUUAGUGGAGUUGGAUCUAUCAAAUUGUAAUACGCAACUACUUCCUAGUUAUUAGAUCUUUCGUGUAAAAGAAAGAUUCAUCCAUCACCUUCUCUCACGCUCCUCUUUCUUACAUUGCAGUCGCACAUGUUUUAAGAUCAAUCAAAUCAAAUCCUUCUUGGAUUUCAAACUCUAA